Molecule: messenger RNA, 1805 nt
Organism: Caenorhabditis elegans
Lineage: Eukaryota; Metazoa; Nematoda; Chromadorea; Rhabditida; Rhabditidae
Gene: C51E3.6
Product: Solute carrier family 23 member 2
Exons: 7
Coding region: 12-1679 (555 amino acids)
Biological process (GO): transmembrane transport
Cellular component (GO): membrane
Molecular function (GO): transmembrane transporter activity
Source: RefSeq, marked reviewed
UUUUCAGAUAAAUGGAUUAUCCUGAGAAAAGAGUUGAAAUUAGAGAAAAGAAAACGGCUCAACGGCCGUUUUUAAAAGCCCGAGAUACUCCUCCAAUUGGAAUUGCUCUUUUAUAUGGACUCCAGCAAGUUAUGGUUUGUGUGUCUGCACUUUUAACAGUACCUCUUAUUAUGGCUGAUUCAAUGUGCCCGGGAUCGAGUAUUGCGGUUCUACGACAGACACUCAUCAGUUCGACAUUUGUGAGCAGUGGCAUUUCUACAAUAAUUCAGACACUUUUUGGAAUGAGGCUGGCUCUUUUGCAAGGAACGGCUUUUGCAUAUGUUCCUUCUGUUCAAGGGUUUAUGAGUCUUCCUGAAAAUACUUGUAAUGCUACGGAAAGUGACUAUGUUCCUGAAGAGGUUUAUUACGGGAAACUCGCACUUCUUCAAGGAUGCCUCAUCGCUUCAUCGUUUGUACCCAUUCUCAUUGGAGCUACUGGUCUAGUCGGAAUGCUGACCAAAUUUAUUGGGCCACUCACAGUAUCCCCUCUUAUGCUUCUUCUUGCUUUCAGUCAAGUUGAUUUAAUGGUAACUCAUAUCAGUAAGCAUUGGGUCGCCAUAGUACAAGCUGUUACUUUGUUUGCAACAAUUCUUUAUCUAGCGGAAGUCAAAGUUCCUGUUCCUGGAAUAAAAAAUGGAAAAUUUCAUUGGUAUCGAAUCAAUCUUUUUGGACAAUAUCCAUACCUAAUUGCUAUCUGUACCUCAUGGAUCUUCUGUGUUGCUCUUACAAUUUUCAACCUAACACCGGAAGGAAGUGCUGCUCGUGUCGACAAGAACAUUUCUCUUGCAGUUAUCAGAGAAUCUUCAUGGCUUGAAGUACCGUAUCCGGGGAAGUUCGGGCCCCCUCAGUUUAACACUGGUCUUUUCCUAUUAUUUUUGCUCUCUGCAAUGACAUCAGUUUUCGAGUCAGUUGGAGAUUAUCAUGCAGCGGCAAGAGUUUCGGAAGAACGUCCCCCACCGAGUCACGCAAUAAAUAGAGGCAUAUUGGCUGAAGGAUUAGGAUCUUUAAUAUCAGGGCUUCUUGGUCCUGGAGUUGGAAUGACUACACAUACUGAAAACAUUGGAGUUAUUGGUGUUACAAGAGUUGCUUCUCGUUGGACUAUGGUUAUGGCUGGAGUUUUUCUUAUUAUCCUUGGACUAAUCACUAAAAUUGGAGCACUUCUCUCAACAAUUCCAGAUCCUCUUGUUGGUGGAGUUCUUGCUUCUUCAAUGGCAAUGGUCGUCGGUGUAGCUGUGUCUAAUCUUCAAACAGUUGACAUGACACUCUCCCGUAACAUGGGAAUUUUUGGAUUUUCCAUGAUGUUUGGUCUCAUUGUGCCAAAAUAUUUCAAGCUCUUUCCAGUAGACACCGAUUGGGGAUGGUUCAAUCAAAUUCUCAACGUAUUACUUCAGAUGCCCAUGUUUGUAGGAGCCCUUUGUGCUUGUAUUUUAGAUAAUUCAAUUGGAGGAGCAACACGCGAACAACGAGGUCUUCGUGCUCGAGGCGAGAUCUAUGCAGGUGGAAUAGACGAAUGUACAUACAGCUAUCCGAAAUGGGUGAUGAAUAUAUUAAACCGUAUACCCGGAGUUCAAUACAUUCCGUGUAUGCCAAAAGAGAAGAAAGGAACGAAUCGAGUUGGCGGGGAAGAAAUUCGUCUCUAGGAUAGUAUUUAUUUAAUUUUUAUGGCUGGUCCUCAUCAGAUGUCUGUUUUUCUUUUCUAUCUUGUCCGUUGAGCCAUUGAAUACUUUAAUAAUUUUGUGUGUGCAUAAAUGAAAUUUUUUUUUGAA